Molecule: messenger RNA, 807 nt
Organism: Sugiyamaella lignohabitans
Lineage: Eukaryota; Fungi; Ascomycota; Dipodascomycetes; Dipodascales; Trichomonascaceae
Gene: HEM12
Product: uroporphyrinogen decarboxylase HEM12
Exons: 1
Coding region: 1-807 (268 amino acids)
Biological process (GO): heme biosynthetic process
Cellular component (GO): cytosol
Molecular function (GO): uroporphyrinogen decarboxylase activity
Source: RefSeq, a predicted model, not a curated record
AUGCAUGUUGAGAUCAAAGAUAAAAUUGGUCCCCACUUUCCUGAGCCACUGCGUGAGCCUGAAGAUAUGUCCAAGCUGACUGAGAAGCCAGACGUCAAAAAGGAGUUACAAUGGGCUUUGGAUGCUAUUACUAUGACCAGAAAGAAACUAAAUGGCAGAGUUCCUCUCUUAGGAUUCUGUGGUGCUCCUUGGACUCUGAUGGUUUAUAUGAUUGAAGGAGGUGGAUCGAAAUUGUACAGAUUUGUACGCACUUGGCUUUAUAAGUAUCCUGAAGAGUCGAAGAAGCUUCUUCAACGCAUUACAGAUGUUGCUGUUGAGUUCUUAGCACUUCAGGUAACUGCUGGUGCACAGAUGCUACAGGUUUUCGAGUCUUGGGCAGGUGAGUUGGGACCUACUGAAUUCAGAGAGUUCUCGUUGCCUUAUCUUAAAGAUAUUGCAAACAGAGUUCCCAAGAGAAUCCGAGAACUGGGUCACGAACCUGUCCCAAUGACAGUAUUCGCCAAAGGAGCUUGGUAUGCUCUUGAUGAGCUGGCUGAUUCAGGAUACGAUGUAGUUUCUUUGGAUUGGCUCUACGAUCCAAAGGAUGCUGUUAAAGUGGCUAAUGGAAGGGUGACCCUUCAAGGAAAUCUUGAUCCUGGUGUUAUCUAUGGCUCUAAAGAAACCAUUACCCGCAAGGUCAAUGAAAUGAUCGGUGGUUUUGGCAAACAAAAGUACAUUAUUAACUUUGGUCACGGUACUCAACCUUUCAUGGACCCCGAAAAUGUCCGUUGGUUCUUGGAAGAAUGCCACAGAGUAGGCAGUGCAUGA